Molecule: messenger RNA, 4667 nt
Organism: Haliotis rufescens (red abalone)
Lineage: Eukaryota; Metazoa; Mollusca; Gastropoda; Lepetellida; Haliotidae
Product: ankyrin repeat domain-containing protein 29-like
Exons: 12
Coding region: 144-1166 (340 amino acids)
Cellular component (GO): cytoplasm; nucleus
Molecular function (GO): protein binding
Source: RefSeq, a predicted model, not a curated record
CUAUCUAUUUCCGCCGCUAGUAGACAACCGCGAGUGGAGAAGUGAAUACCUACUCAUUUAUAUACGCUGUUCGGAUGGAGCACGUUUUGUGUGUGGAUAUGCUACAUCUAUCGUGAAAACAACACACUAUAACAACCUUCAGUAUGUCUCUUAAGACUGACACGUUUGAAGAUAAAGAGACACCAUCCGACCAGCAGCUCCAUCUGGCGGCGCUGCAGGGACAUCUGGAACAACUCCGCAAAGUCCUGGAAAGCGGCAAGGUCCAUGUUGAUUGUAAAGACAAGGAGGGGACAACUCCGCUGAUCCUGGCGGCAGCCAACAACCACUUGGAGUGUGUGAGGGAGCUGCUCCGACAAGGGGCCGACUCUGCAGCCAGGAGACUGACUGGGACUUGUGCCCUCUUCUUUGCCAGCCAGGGAGGCUUUGUGGACAUUGUGAGGCUCCUGCUGGACCAGGGUGCGGUGGUCGACCUCCCCAGCUAUGAUGGAGGGACUCCCCUGUUCGUGGCCUGCCAGUGCAACCACCUGGACGUGGUGCAAGAGCUCCUGGCACAUGGAGCUGAUAUCCAUGCACAGAUGAUAGACGGGGCGACUCCACUCUUCAUCACUGCACAAAAUGGCCAUGUCAAGUUGCUCAAGUACCUUCUGGAGAAGGGAGCAGAUCUCAACAUGAAGAGGAAGGAUCAUGCCACUCCAUUGUGGAUAGCUGCACAGAUGGGUCAUGCCCCAGUUGCCAAAGUGAUGCUGGAGUCAGGGGCAGCAGUGGAUGCCACCAGAGAAGAUGGAGCAACACCUUUGUUCAAGGCAUGUCACAAGGGUCACCUAGAGGUCAUUGAUGAACUGCUCAAGCACAAGCCAUGCUGUGGUCUUCUUCAGAAUGGGGAGACACCCCUCCAUGCCGCCGCACUGUUUGGUCAUUCCAAGGUCAUCAAGUUGUUGCUGUCAAGAGGGGUUGACCCCUACGUCAAGAACAAGGAGGGCCAGACAGCAUCUGAGCUUGCGAAGGAGGCGGGCUAUGAGUACAUCACCAAGGUGAUAGACAGUAUGAUUUCCUCUUCAACCUAUGGCAUGACCAACAACGAUGCUGCCACCACCAGCAAUGGCACAGCUGACAUAAUGGAUGACUCACAUUCGAACAGCGAUGUUGCUGUGACACUCAAGAUCUAGCAUCAUAUUAGGACAAGUUGAAACUGUUGCAAACUGUUGUGAACAAGAUAUAGGCCUUCUUGUUUCAAGUCGCUUACUUGAAGUUGUCCUUGUUGUAGUGUCCGACCAGACCCGUCUGGUGCUUUAUACACCUGGACAUGCACACACGAUCGUACACAGCUUAAGCAGAAACCUACGCACAGAUGAUGCAGGCUGUGAGCCUAUGAGCUUGGUUGCCAUUUUGUUGCUCCAUCCCUGUUUACAACUAAUGACAACUUUUUCGUGAGGCACAAACUUUUGUCAGAAUUAUUGUGACGUAUGAACUACAGAGAAUGUGUGUACGUGUUUCUGUGUCUGUCCCCAUGUGCCGGACUGUGAACACCUGAAGCACCAUGGACCGCUCUUUGUCCAACCAUCAGCUACAGUUAAGCCCAUCUGUUGUUGAACAUGGAGAGAUUCUAGGACAGCCCCGCUGCCUGGCAUGCAUGCACACAUAGACUGGGUCUCAGCUUGUGCUACUGUUGGAGUCGGAGGAGGGAGGAGGACCGUACUUCUAUCACAAUGCUGAUUGAACAAAAUUUAAAUAUUAUAUAUACUUUAAGUAUCAAAUUAGUUUUAUUACUAUGUUUAGCUUAAGUUUCAUGUUUACUUAAUGUUAAUAUAGUUCCGCCAAAUGUUCAAGAUCCAAAUUCUGAAAUAUAUUUCUAUGUACUGAAAGUUAUCUAUUUACUGCAUUUUCCUUGGUUUUCGGUUACUUUUCUUUCUUUUUUUCAUGAGUAUGUGUACAGGUAACAGGUAGUCUUAGUAGCCAAGGUAACGCAGUUGUUACCAUGACAACAUAAGUGAUACCAUGGUAUCACGUACUGUGUUCCAUGCCGUAACCAUGGUAACAUGCUAUCAUAUAUUGAUACCUGUUGGACUUGUCAGUUGUGGAGUGAGGGAUUGUUUUGAAGAUUUUUUUACAUCAUAUAUCAUUUUGAUUUCAUUUAGAUUCUUUGGUAGAAAAUACAAUAUAGAUGUUCCUCAUGGAAUGUAGAUACCUAUUUAUAGAGUAAUUCCUGGUGCUACAUGAGACCGGGCCUGGCACUGUCAUAUAACAGGCCUGCAGCACUGUGUCAACAACACUAUAACUUCAUCUAGUAAUAUGUCAUAUUGAUCAGAAGUGUAACCAAACAUUUUCCACGCUGGAUUAAGUCUUUCUUCAACAACAACCCAGAAAAAUAAUUUGUUCUUAUGCAGACAGAAUCUGCCACAACAGUUUAUGGUUGUAUUGCAUGAUGGUGUCAUUAAUUUGGUGUCAUUUCUUUGUGAGAGUUAUCUCCCUUUUUAUGCUGUGAGUGGUUUUGAAUGGAUAUGUUUCUUAUCGUCAUAACACACAUUUGUUUGUCAUAUUGAUAUACUGUGAUGAUACAUUGCAGCCAAUUUCGGAUUCUUGCCAAUAUUAUUGUUGUGUUAUCAGUCUGUCCUGAUGAUUCAUAAUAGAACGACUUCCAUGUGAGACUAUCUCGUCAUGUGCUGAGGCUAUCUCUUCAUGGACAGUACCAUAUGUAUUCUUAUAACAUUUACAUGCUCAAUAUAUACCAAUAGUAUAUCUUAUUUAUUUCAUAUGUGGCUUUUUCUCCAAAUAGUUUUGUCCAUGAUCUGAGUCCAUUGUUACUUGAGGGGAAUCAGUGCCACAAGCAGGAAGAGGAUGAUGCACAUAUCAAGAGGGGGAUGCAGGUGAUGAGGGAAGUGAUGGGAGGGGAUGGAGGAGAUGCAGGUGAUGAGGGGAGAUGCAGUUGAUGAGGGGAGUGAUGGGAGGGGAUGGAGGAGAUGCAGGUGAUGAGAGGAGAUGCAGGUGAUGAGAGGAGAUGCAGGUGAUGAAAGGGGAUGCAGGUGAUGAGAGGGGAUGCAGGUAAUGAGAGGGGAUGCAGGUGAUGAGAGGAGAUGCAGGUGAUGAGAGGAGAUGCAGUUGAUGAUAGGGGAUGCAGGUGAUGAGAGGGGAUGCAGGUGAUGAGAGGGGAUGCAGUUGAUGAUAGGGGAUGCAGGUGAUGAGAGGAGAUGCAGGUGAUGAGAGGGGAUGCAGGUGAUGAGAGGGGAUGCAGGUGAUGAUAGGGAAUGCAGGUGAUGAGAGGAGAUGAGAGGAGAUGCAGGUGAUGAGAGGGGAUGCAGGUGAUGAGAGGAGAUGAGAGGUGAUGCAGAUGAUUAGGGGAAUGAUGAGAGGGGAUGCAGGUGAUGAGAGGGGAUGCAGGUGAUGAGAGGGGAUGCAGGUGACGAGAGGAGAUGCAGGUGAUGAGAGGUGAUGAUAGGGGAUGCAGGUGAUGAGAGGAGAUGCAGGUGAUGAGAGGAGAUGCAGGUGAUGAUAGGGGAUGCAGGUGUAGAGGGGGAUGCAGGUGUAGAGAAGGGAUGCAGGUGAUGCAGGUGACGAGAGGGGAUGCAGGUGAUGGGAGGGGAUGCAGGUUUAGAGAGGGGAUGCAGGUGAUGGGAGGGGAUGCAGGUGUAGAGAGGGGAUGCAGGUAAAGAGAGGGGAUGCAGGUGAUGAGAGGGGAUGCAGGUUUAGAGAGGGGAUGCAGGUGAAGAGAGGGGAUGCAGGUGAUGGGAGGGGAUGCAGGUUUAGAGAGGGGAUGCAGGUGAUGAGGGAAGUGAUGAGAGGGGAUGCAGGUGAUGGGAGGGGAUGCAGGUGAUGGGAGGGGAUGCAGGUGAUGAGAGGGGAUGCAGGUGAUGAGAGGGGAUGCAGGUGAUGAGAGGGGAUGCAGGUGAUGAGAGGGGAUGCAGGUGAUGGGAGGGGAUGCAGGUGUAGAGAAGGGAUGCAGGUGAUGAGGAAUUUGAUGGGCCUGCAAGUGAUGUGAUGGUGCUGGAAAAGAGCUGGGGAAUGCAGUGACGACAAACGAAAGACUUCUUGAUCAUCAGAAUUGUUGUACAUACUCAUUUUUCAGUAAGAACAGUUCCAGCCAUCUUUGUUAUUUUAGCAGUUGUUCCUACAGUGUGGAGGAAAUACACUUUAACAGCGUCUUUCAAAAAAGUUAUGUAAAUAACUACAAAACUCAGAAGCAAUGAAUCAGCUGUAUUGAUGAUUGUAUCAUAAAUGGUGCUUUGACAAGUAACUAGUUUAAUCAAUUUUAUCUUUUUUUCAUUACAAUGGUAAUCAAUUCAUUGGUGUCUCUUUCUUCCUUGUGAAAAAAUAGCAGUUGUUGUGCAAGUGAAACACUGGUCAGGUUGACUACGCAGGACUCACUCAGUCAGGUAGACUACCCCCUACACAGGACUCACUCAGUCAGGUAGACUACCCCCAACACAGGCCUCACUCAGUCAGGUAGACUACCCCCUACACAGGCCUGACUUGGUCAGGUAGACUACCCCCAACACAGGACUCACUCAGUCAGGUAGACUACCCCCAACACAGGACUCACUCAGUCAGGUAGACUACCCCCAACACAGGCCUGACUCAGUCAGGUAGACUACCCCCUACACAGGACUCACUCAGUCAGGUAGACUACCCCCAACACAGGACUCACUCGGUCAGGUAGACUACCCCCAACACAG